Molecule: messenger RNA, 1251 nt
Organism: Cercospora beticola
Lineage: Eukaryota; Fungi; Ascomycota; Dothideomycetes; Mycosphaerellales; Mycosphaerellaceae
Product: DUF1769 domain-containing protein
Source: RefSeq, a predicted model, not a curated record
AUGACGUCCACCGUCAAGUCAAAAGUCUCCGGCCUCGCAAGCUCGCUCGGAAGCAGCUCAGCUACGACAGAAGAAGCAGAGAAAUACAAACUCUUGGUCACUGCAGGACCUUCAUACGACCAAGAAAAGCACCGAACAAUAAAAGUCAACACCAAUGAAGCCACAUUUGUCGAGAAUGAAUUCCUACGAGCCAAAAUUUGCGUCCGAGUGAGAGGUUUCCGCGGACUACCUUCUGCCUCACCUCCCACGUCAGAUUACUUCGACAAUCCCCUACAUGAGAAAGAUCAAUACUCUCUCGGCUUCUCUUUCGUUCCUAAACAAGAUCUUCCGAGCGUCGAUACAGUCUGGGGUAACGAUUUGGAUCAUCCAGUCCGCGAUAGGCUGCCACCGGGAUUCAAUACUGCGUUCAGGAUCGUGAAGGAGUUCAUCGAUCCUGGUCUUGCUUGUGAUGUAUAUGCUGAUGAACCUUGGCUGUAUGGUCCUUCUCUGUCCUGCUGGUUUGCGUUGAGGAUCGGAGGCGAAUACGAAGACAGCGCGGAUUUUCCUGCACCGGGGGCAUUGACAGAUGGCGCAGAUGACAGCGGGCAGGAUGUAAGAGAUCAUUUGGGCCUGCCAGAAAACAACGAAAAGAGGAGGAAGUUCUUCUUGAAUGCUGAAAAUAGGAAGAAUUUUGUGUUCCAGAAAGGGAGAUUGUAUCAAGGUGAUUUUUACAAUCCUUAUCUGGACUUUGCCAAUUUUGCUCUCAAGCUGCCGGGAUUCAGUUUGAAAGUGAUCAAGUAUAUCGGCGAUAAGACGCAUUGUUUGCGUUAUGUGUUCAAGAACAAGGAGACUGGAGACGUGUAUUUCAACGUGAAUUUCACGUUGCUCUGGGGCGAGAAGUUGCAGCAGGCAUUGCGAGAAGACCAAGAACAAACAUCCAGCUCAAAGAGUGGAGAUUUGAACGCCGUCGUGACAGACUAUGUGAAAGGCACUGGGGCGGAUGGGACAGGAGAGCACAAGUCGACUAGUGAAGACAAGUCCCAGCAACCUGCGGACGGAGCUGGACAAACUUCAGAAGAGCAGCAACAAGACCAGAAAGUCGGGAAUUCUGCUCCAGAUGAAAUGCGACUACACCCUGGUGAUCAAAACGCUGCUGCCGAUGCUCAAGCCGCGAAGCCUCAAGAUGAUUCGAUCGAUGAGAUCGAUCGGCUGCUGCGAGAAACGUCGACUCAUCAAAAGAGAGAGGGUCGAAUUCUGGACGACGUUGAUUGA